AUGAGUUUGAUGCCCAGUGAUGAAAUUGCCUUAUUAAAUGAUGGCCGGUAUAAAAAUUUUAUUGGCACAUUAGAAAAAGUGCUCAAACAAUUUGAAUAUUCAUCCGAAUGGGCUGAUCUUAUAACCAAUCUAGUCAAAGUGAAAAAAGCGAUAGAAAGUUAUCCCAAAUUUCAAUCCAUCCCCAAACGCAUCACACUAUCCAAACGUCUUGCGCAAUGUCUGCAUCCAGCACUACCGUCUGGUGUUCAUUUGAAAACACUCGAAGUGUACGAAACAAUAUUUCGAAUGAUCGGAAAACGCAAUUUACAACGAGACAUUAUUCUUUAUUCGUGUGGUCUCUUUCCAUUAUUACCAGCUGCUGCACUACCUGUCAAACCCGUUCUAUUAAACUUAUAUGAGACAUAUAUUCUUCCGUUAGAUGAAGCCCUCAAUCCCAUAUUGACUGGAUUCUUUCUCGGAUUGUUUCCAGCAUUAGAAGAAGGCGCGGAUUAUCACGACAGAAUCUAUGCCUUACUCGAUAAUCUCUCCAAUCGAAUUGAUAAAUUCUACUAUUACACUUGUAUUUGGUCAGCAAUACAUUUAGUCGCAUCAGCACGUCAUUCAGCGUUGACAUUCAUAUUAAAUCAUUUCGAUAAACGAAAAAGUAUGGAAGAUCAACUUUAUCUAAUGGGCUCUUCUGUUGAAACGAUGGUAUCCGCUGUAUGUACAUGUCUUCAAGAUCGUGAUCAACCAUUAGUUCAACGUUCUAUUCUUGAUUUCCUUCUUGUUUGUUUACCAAUGCACAAUAAACAAUUGACCAAAAUCGAUAUGAUGAAAAUCAUUACUGUGACUUUACAAAUUGUGUUAAAACGUGAUAUGUCACUGAAUCGUCGAAUCUAUGCUUGGUUUCUUGGUACUGAACAAAGUCCAGCUGAUAGCACAAGUAAACAGCAUCAACAACAGCAAAAUAACGAUAUUCAUGCCUCGUCAACAUCAUUAGCUGUAACCAAUGAUCCAUUCGAUUCGUCCUCCUAUUUUAUUCAAUAUACUCAAGAACUUCUAAUUCAAUCUAUACUACAUGCACUUGAAAUCAUUUCAUCGAAUACAAUGCUAUUAGUGAAAUCGAAACCAACUACGCCUAACGAGAACAAGACGUUGAUUGCAACUAUUGCUGAGUCAAUGCCAUCGACAUGGACAUUGACGAACUUAAUUCGCGUACUCACUAUUCUAGUUGAUAAGCCUGAUGUGGGUCCAAACAUCCUCGAAUCUGUCCUAAUGAGUUACUUAUCAAUUGUUUAUCAGCAAGUUUAUUUACCAGCGAAACAAUUAACCACAGCUAAUAUCCAACAAGAAAAUACACGUCCGGAAACUUUGAAUACUUUAAAUGUGCUUUUGGAUACUUUUCAGCCGUAUUUCAUCUGGGAAUUUCUCACGAAAAUCUUCGAUAUUAUCGUUACGGACCAACAUGAUCAGUUGAUGAUCACUGCAGGAAUAUCCAUUGAACAACUAUGUGGAAUAAUCAACAUGCUGCUCGAUAUUGCUUCACUGGAAUCAUCGACAGAUAUUCAAUCGGAACAUUUACCUGAAAUGCUCUAUCGUCUUAUAAAAACCAUGAACAAUAAUAUUAGCAAAUUCACCGCUGACCAGAUAACGUUAUGUAUGGAAAUUCUCUUGAAAAUUCUCAAGAAAGUCGUGCCCAAUGAAACCACUCAUCGGUUGUCAAUCUUUCGUCGUUCGACCAGUGAUGAUCUCAUAUCCGUUUGUGAACAAAGACCAACGAUAAGUGAACUUCCGUUCGAAGACACGACUAGUGAAAGCGAGAGUGAAGACGACAACGUUUCGAGAUUUGAUACCGAAAAUGAAUACUCAACUGACAUUAAUAAUAAAUUAACUCGUACAAAUAGCAUUGGUCAAUUACAGAAUCCAAUGCAAACAACUGACCAAGAAUGUACACAAGAAGUGGAACGUCUUCUCCGUCACAUGGUUCGAAGAGUUGAAAAGCAGAUUUACAAACUGAAUAACGAAGUCAAGAAGUCUGUCGAUGAGAAACCAGCGGUAUUAACGAAAACGAUAUUACGAUCGAUGAGUCAUUUAGAGAAAUCCAUUACGUUAUAUAAGAUCUUUUUUCAUCGGUUUAUUAUUACGUUUUUAAUCGAUGCAAAUCACAUAUCAAUGAAUGAAAAGUUUCAAAAUAUUUACUCCAUCACACAAAAGAAAACCAACGAAAACAUUCGAGCACUCUUCAAUCAUUAUCAACAACAAGAUGAAUUUCAAUUAAAACUGCACGAGAAUGCUGAUUAUUAUAAACGUGCGUUUGAUGAUUGUUGCAAACUACUCAUAGAAUUCUGUUGCUUCCCGAGACAAUCAUCGAUCACUGAUCAAUCCAAAUUAUCGAAAGGUAAAAAUGAAUUCGAUGAUUGGUCAAUUGAUCUCUGUGUGUUAUCGGUUUGUGAAAGUGAUCAUUUUUUCAUUCAAAGCAUUGCGAUAUCUGUCCUUAUUGAACUAUUCGGCUAUACCUUAUGUCUUUGUAAUCCGAAAACUUCAGAUAAUUCGGCUGAUAUAUCAAACGGAACAAGUUUGAAACUUCCUGAUAAUGUUUCUAUCAUUCCAUCAUUCAACCAAGAACAAGUUUCCUUGCUCAUCAACGAAACACUCUUCUUUCAGCACAUAACUGCGUAUCUAUGGGAACAUCUAAGCGAUAAAUACGAACGACACUACAAUUUGAAAGCAUCAAGAAUCUUAUCAAUGCUUCAUUCGAUGUUACCGAAUUGUGAUUGUGAAGAUCUCAUUUGUAAUCAACUAUCGUCGACGCAUAUCCAACAAUACGAACAUGAGUUGAUUCUUAUCGAUGCUUAUAGACGAUUCUUUAAAUUGUGGAAUUCAACGCGAGAUAUAUCCAUUGUUACUUAUGGACAUUUAACGAAGACAUUCGAACGUUGUUUACUUAUUGUUAUAAGUAUUUUAAAUGAAUCGAACAAUCAUUGUUUAAAAUCAAUCGUACAACAAUGGACAUACGAUUGUUUUGUUCACAGAGAUAUGUAUCGAAUAUUUGAUAUUAUUCUUAUUAUGUUAUUAAAUCCGGACACGGCACGGAUUAGUGUGCAGAAAUUGCAUCCAACUGCUCAUCGAGAAUAUUUUGUGAAUCGACCACUCGAUCAAGUCUCAGCGAAUACGAACUACCAACCUCAAGAGAGUAGUGUUAGCAAUGAUACAGAUGACAUGAGUGUUGGAGAUAUCAAUGAAAUCACAUUUUCUGUACUGCUGGAUGAUGAUGCUGAAGAGAAUGACGAUGAAGAUGAAGAUGAAGAAGAUGAGAAUUAUGAUAAUGACGAUGAUGGCGAACAGGAAGAAAGUGACGAAGAAAAACGAAUUUGUGCAAUAAGUUGUACUGAUACCGGUGAAAUGGUCUACCAUUUGAAACAAUCAUCACCUCAACCAAUGAAAUCGAGUUCGAUGAAACCGCCAACGACAUUGAGCCUUUCUCAACCUAGUCUUUCCAACAGUCGGUCCGUCUCACCAACAAUUUCGACAUCAUCCAGAACUGUCAAACGGCGUGCACCCACAAUGCCCACAGUCUUCAGUCGAAAUAAUAGUGGAAUUGAAUGCAACAGUCCAAAAGGUAGUUCUAGUAAUAUCCCACGUAUGUAUGCAUCACUUCAUGAAGAAACCUCAACUGAAACUGAUUCAUUGAAUGACACACAACUUAUUAACACAACAAUAAAUAAUAAUCUCAAUUCUCGUCGUCCGCAUUCGGUUGGUCCAAUUCCACAUGCUGUCACGAUCGAUGGCAUUUCGGAGCAAUCGUCCAGUCCAGUUAAAUCUUUGAAUGAAUCGCAAUCAAUUCCUGUCAAUACUAAAAAACUCGAUGCGAUCGAUCGCUCGAAAAAACUCGACUUUCAUCUUGCGUAUUUUCUACUCUACAGUCAACCUUAUGAUUACAAUCGUGUUACAUUCGCUUUGAACAUUAUCGAAAGUUUAAUCGAUCUCAUUCCUCAACAAUUAAUUCACACAUUGCUAAUCACAACAAAUAUCCAAACCUCGCCGAUCAAUAUGCACAAUACACGUCUACAUGAACUUUCACUGAGACAUCGUCGGGCUAUCGAAGGAAAAAAUUUCUAUUCUUCAUUAGAAAACGCAUCUGUUAAUCAACAUCAAUCUUAUUUAUAUACAUUGAUUAACAUACUUUUGAUCUAUACUCGUAGUUAUUACUCGAAGUCAUUCGAACAUCGAUUGAAUAUGCACGAUAUGCAAGGAAAUCGUAAAGUUCACAUACGUUCAUUAACAUUGUUAAAACGUAUCUGUCAUGAUCUGUCGAUUAUAUGUAUGGAAAAUUUUCAUACGAAUCUGCAAUUGAUUAAUUACAUCUAUGAUUUAUUUCAAAAACUGUCCUUUCAGAAGACGGUUUUACAUUUGUUCAAUACGAUUAUUGAGAAGAUAAAUCACAAAACGCGACUUAGCCGAAGUAAAACCUUGACGAAAGCGAUCUAUGAUUAUAAUGUUGAAUCAAUCUAUGACGAAUUAACUCGACAAUAUUUGAGAGAAUUGGUUGGAUUAAUUGAAGAAAUGAUUCUGUUAGAAAACAUUCUUCAAUACUAUCAACAUCGACAUGAUUUGACUUCUAAUCAAACGCCAAUUCAUGCUUCAGCGACAUCAAAUAGUGUUCAAUUCAAAUCGAAUGACUAUUCUAAUUUAUCCUUAUUUCAAUUUCGACAGCAACCCGAUUUAGAUUUCAUUAGUUUAAUUACCAAAAAUACUCAAGUAAACACAUCGACGAAUUCAUUACGAUAUAUCGAAAACCAGCCCAUUGUGAACCAGAGUCUUUUUCUUUCGUCAAUAUUGCAAUAUUUGAAACAAAUUGAUUUCAUUGAAAAUCAUCGACAUAUCAUUGGUUUAGUCGUACGGAUUUUACCACAUUGUGGUUCAUCGUUGAAAUCAAUUAGCAGUUUGGUUAUUGAGCAAAUCUGUCGAAAUUUAUGUUUCGUUGUUCAAGCUCACAAUCAACAACAAGGAACUAAGAUCAAAUUCAAACAACUGCCAUACUUUGAUGUGAUGGAGUACAUCGUACAUUUAAUUCAACGUUUGUCUUACAUAUGCAACUAUUGUAUUCAUGGCAAUUCGAUUACGUACGGACAAUUCUCAGCUCAAACAGUCUGUCCACAACAUUGGAUGAAAACAAUCACCAUCAACGAACGUGAUCUCUCCGAUGCGCGGCAAUUAAUACUUAAUCAACUUCCAUCGAUUCUUUCGAGCAUACUAUUCGUUUGGAAAACGAUAUCUGAACCAUUUCUAUUCGAUCAUACGAUCGAUCAAACAAUCUUAACAUCUCUGCCAGUUCAUCAAACCACGAAUCACCUUUGGCCGAUUCACAAUGCUCGACAUAUUCGUCAAACCAUACUGGACUUUCUUUCGUCAUUAACCAAAUCGAAUGGAGUGUCAUUCAUCAGCGCAGUAGCUCAAUGUUGGGGCGAACGAAAACGACAGCAACGAACAUUACAGAAGACUCCAGCAACCACUGAAUCAACACUUGAUCGAUCAUCACGAACAACAAUCUUAACAAUGCCAAGAGAUAACAUCGGUGAAACGCAAGCUCUGAUCGAUAUUGUUAUGAAUAUUAGUGGAUAUACACUUAACGAUAUGAUACCCCAUAUGAAUGAGUUAAUACGAACUCAAUUGAGCGCAAGAGACAAGAAAAAACAAAACUAUGAUGUCUGGUGUCUUCAAUUCCUCUUAGCAUAUUUACAAUAUCAAAAGAAGCUCUCGGUAGAUUGCUGGUCGACAUUAGUGCUUAUGUUCAAAGAGUGUUUAUCACAAUCGAUCUCUCCACCUGCGAUAUUCUUAAUGAUCAGAAUUCUAAGUUUUUACAUCAAACAAUCGCCGUCUCUCGUCGAACGAAAGGAUCUCAGAGAUUUACAAGACAUUACCAUGAAAGUUCUGGAUAAUUGUAAUACCAUCGUUGCUUCGUCACUUGAACAAACCACUUGGUUACGAAAGAAUUUACAAGUUCGUGUUGCACAACCUGAUACGCAAUCGGUGAAAAGCGGUUUAACUACAACUCAAACAGUAUCAUCUAGUCUAAUUGCCACAAACGAAAGUGGACCGAUCCUCGGUGACGAUCCAGCUGAUUUUGAUGUACGUGAAAAAUUGCUGUCCGUAGUUGAUCUAUUCGACAAAUUUUCUGCUAAAAUCGCCCCGUAUACUAUUUCGAACGCGGCACAGAGAGUUACCACACAAUCUAUCAAUACCACAGAUCAUAAUACCAGUGGAAAUUACAGUCUACUUGCGCUCUCUGUCCUUGCUGAGCAUGCAGCAACUUUACUUGAUAUUGUCUACAAUCGAACCGACGAAAAAGAUCGUGUUGUUCUCCCGUAUUUACAAAAUCUCGUUACUAACGUAAUGCCAUACGUACGCACACAUGUCGCAGCCAAUGCGCCUUCGUACCGGUCGGCAUCUGCUCUCCUAAUGAAUAUUUCUCAAUAUUCCUAUACACGCAAAGCCUGGAAAAAGGAAGCGUUUGAGCAAUUAUUCGAUGUCGCAUUCUUUCAAUUAGACAUCUCGGCAUUACAUUCAUGGAAAACGAUUGUCGACAACAUGAUCACUAAUGAACGCCCGACAUCAUUCCGAGAUGUAAUGACGAAAAUCAAUACGGUUCAAACGGGUUUAUUUGUAUCAAAGGAACAUGAAUAUGAACAACGUGCGAUGUUAGUCAAACGAUUUGCGUUUGUUAUUUAUGCAUCAGAAAAGGAUCAAUACAAUCGACAAUUACCUGAAAUUCUCGAACGUAUUGCUGAUUUGUUGAAGUUACCACAAGUCCCGAUUUUACACACGCAAAUGUUUCUGUUUCUUCGAGUGUUAUUACUGAGAAUUUCAACGAAAAAUCUAAUUUCCUUAUGGCCUAUCUUAAUGGCCGAACUGAUUCAAGUUUUGCUACAACUUGAACAAGAUCUUUUAUCAGAUUUAGAAGGUGAAACAAAAUCUCAUGUUCAACGAAUGGUAAACAAUGAGUUGGCUACAACCAAUGUUACAAGUGCUAGUCCUGCUUUAAAAAUGUAUCUAUACGCCUGUAAAUUACUCGACGUUCUUUUAGCAAUGCCUUAUUCGGAAUUACAUCACUUUCAACUAUUUCGUUCUGCAUUUGUCACUGACGAAGAUACAACUGAUCGCAAGUCGCCUGUCGAUACAUUUAUCGCUUUUUCUAUUCGUUUAAACAAACUUCUCGAAAGAAAACUACAAUCAAUGUCAACUUCGAUACGUGAUCGUCUUCCAACCAUCAAAAGUUCCACUCGUCCACUCCUCCGCCUACGUACAAUAACACAUAUUGUUGAAUUAUAUCCAUUUUUCAAUUGUUUGACACGUAUACAUACGUACGAUCAUCAUCAUUAUCAACAUUCGGUUUCAAGAAAUUCUCAUCCAUUAAACAAACAACUUUCGUUGUCGAAAAGUAAAGAUUCGUCGAAAAAGAAGAAUAAAUCGAUGAAUCAUACGUCGUCUUAUCGAAAAUCGGAUUCGUCGUCGGCGAAUUCGAUAAAGGAAGACACAAUGAGCGAGAUCGAGACAAGUGUAUUAGAAGAUUUCGUUGAAUAUUGGAUAUAA
Messenger RNA from Adineta ricciae, 7569 nucleotides. The record is from the annotation of a GenBank genome assembly. Lineage: Eukaryota; Metazoa; Rotifera; Eurotatoria; Adinetida; Adinetidae.